UGUCUCUCCCCUCAGGUGUGCCUCUUCCACUCCACCCUGCUGAUGAAGAGUGCGUUCACAGACAGUCUGUUCAGCGCCGAAGACGAAGCCUUCCUGCUCCAGCGGCUGGUGGUUCUCUCCCAGCACCCGCUGCUGAGCCCCCCCGAGAAGCUCUUCUACAUUGACUGCAUCCUGAGCUUCCCCGAGAACCGGCCAAUCGGGUGCGGCGACGACGCCCUCCCCGUGCUGCUGACCCCGCGGCUCGCCUCGGUCCUAGUGCCCACCGUGUUCAACGACAGCGCCACCUUGUUAGCCCGCCUCCACCUGCUGUGUCUGGUCUACCUGGAGGAAGAGGAUGAAGAGGAAGAAGAGGGGAGGGGGUUGGGUUACCUCUACGAUCACCUGACCUCACUGCUGCGAAUCGUGGAUAAUGGAGGCAGCCGGGAGAUCGUGGUCACCUUCUUCAGAGCCGCCUUCCUCUUCCUCUCCUACUUCUUCCCCGUGGAGCGCUUCUCCCACAGCCUGAUGGAAGAACUCUGUUCGCUCUACCUUCGUCACACCCACCUGGCGCCGCACUUCAUCAAUUUAGCCGACCACAUCCAGGAGCAGCUGUCCGAGUCCAACUGGGCGACGGAGUUUUUGAUGGCCCUUCAAGGAGCCAUCACUGACGCCGAACUCACCUCAAAAGACUUGCGCUGGCACCUCAAGAUCUUAGCAAGAGUGGCGGAGGAAGGAGAAAUCAAGCAGCAAAGCACCGUCGACUUCCUGUCCCACAUCAUCACUUCCUCGUCUCUGUGCGUGAAAGGCGACUGGCGCCUCGGGAACUUCCUCCUCGGGGUUUGCCGCCGCCUCCUGGUCCACCCGGGCUUCGACGAGCUGCUCAUCCCGCUGGCCGACGUCCUGCAGCAUCUCGCCAGUCGCUACGGAGACACGGACAUCCGGGAUCACGCCCGCCUCUACUACACCCUGCUGACCACGCUGUCAAAGGACAAGCUGGCCGGGGUUUUGUCGCAGGGAUACGGCGAGGGAGGCGGCCAGGCCAAGAAACGAACGUUUUCCUGCAUCGUGGCGGAAAGCGAAGGGUUGACCAGCUUGCUGACGGUCCACCGGGCGAAGAAAAUUAUCCUAAAGCUGGUGGAGGAGCCACAAACUGAAACAGGAAGUGGACUAAACCUAAAUGAGGAUAACCCCGAGGAGGCGUCCGUAGCGCUUGAACAGUACAGAGCCCAGUUUGACGUCCCUGGCUUCGCCUCAGAAAUCCCCCUCAACUACCAGCUGACUCACAGCGAAAGUGCAGACUCGUGCUUCGAUCAGCUCUUCAGUAUCCGCCUCCACUUCAGCCUCACGGACGACCACUACGAGCUGCUGGGAGACAUUAGCGUCCCGUGUGUGUUCAGAGAGAGGCCGCCGCCUAGCGUAAAGCUUAGGCUGAAACCCAGACGACCCCAACCCACCUCCCUCCACGCCAGCGCCAUCUUCACCGCCCAGGACGGCUUUUCCUGGCUCACAGAUCUCCCAGACGUCCAUGUAGCUUUCCAGCAGACGUUCCUGCCUCUUCCCGCCCCCGAAACCUGGGGACGAGGCGGCAGAUUGAGCUUGUUCGAUGGUUUUUGGGAUGAAAUGAGCCGUGAGGAGCCAACAGGAGGUGCUACCAGUCUGUUCUGCUGCCAGCUGCAGGAGGAGGCUCUGAAGACCCUGGUGGAGAAACACUUCCUCCCCUACCUCGUAUCAGAUCCGUCGGAUAAAGAGGAGAUCAAAGUUCUCUUCUUCCUCCCGCCGCAGUCUCACCUGCUGCUGAGGAUCCGCUCGGAGGAAACCGUGCACUUUAACGUGGCCACAGAUAACUGGCAGCUGCUGCCGCACAUCAACUCUUAUCUGCUGACUCUCACGUCCUCACAGGAAGACACACACACCUGACUGCUUACUAGCUUGAUUUUAUAUCAUUUUUUAAAUAAGCUGAUUUUUAACCAAAUCAUCACAUUUUUGUCAGCGCUUUAAUAACUCCAAUUGGGCUUUGUAAUAACAUUGCUGUAGACAUAUGAUUUCAAAUAAAAAUUAUUGCACUUUUAUUGUCUUGAUCUGAAAUAAAGAAAAUGUGUAUUUUA
This is a messenger RNA of Notothenia coriiceps (black rockcod), 2084 nucleotides long. RefSeq names its product adaptor related protein complex 5 subunit beta 1 (gene ap5b1). Gene Ontology annotation, biological process: endosomal transport. The transcript has a single exon. Gene Ontology annotation, cellular component: lysosomal membrane; AP-type membrane coat adaptor complex. The annotation marks the transcript as partial. The record is from RefSeq and is a predicted model, not a curated record. Lineage: Eukaryota; Metazoa; Chordata; Actinopteri; Perciformes; Nototheniidae.